Molecule: messenger RNA, 3401 nt
Organism: Halteromyces radiatus
Lineage: Eukaryota; Fungi; Mucoromycota; Mucoromycetes; Mucorales; Cunninghamellaceae
Product: leucyl-tRNA synthetase
Exons: 7
Coding region: 22-3237 (1071 amino acids)
Biological process (GO): leucyl-tRNA aminoacylation
Molecular function (GO): leucine-tRNA ligase activity; ATP binding; aminoacyl-tRNA deacylase activity
Source: RefSeq, a predicted model, not a curated record
CUUUCCCCUUUAACAUUGAAUAUGGCUACCGAAGCUCCAAAAACAGCCAAACGUGAUUACCUUCGUGAUUUGGAAGGCAAAGCUCGUACUCUAUGGAAUGACAACAAAGCUUUUGAAAUCAAUGCACCUACUAUCGAAGAACAUGCCAAUAGUGACGAUAUCCAUACUGUUUAUCCCAAGUUUAUGGCUUGUAUGCCUUAUCCUUAUAUGAACGGUCGUCUUCAUUUGGGUCACGCAUUCACUUUUUCCAAGGUUGAUUACGCAGUCGGUUAUGAACGUAUGAAGGGUAAACGUGCUCUUCUACCUCAAGGUUUCCAUUGUACUGGUAUGCCCAUCAAGGCCUGUGCUGAUAAAUUGACUCGUGAAUUGGAAAUGUUUGGAAAAAACUUUGAACGUUAUGAAGAAAUGCUUCUCUCUAAUCAACUCGAAGAAAAGGUAGCUGUGGCAAAGAAAAGCAAGGUGGCAGCAAAGACAGGCAAUGUGACAUAUCAAUUCCAAAUUAUGCUUAGUCUUGGUAUUCCUCGUGAAGAAAUUCACAAGUUUGCUGAUCCUUAUUAUUGGACUGAAUAUUUCCCUCCUCAAACUAUCAAUGACAUGACUGCAUUUGGUUCCAAGGUGGAUUGGCGUCGUUGCUUCAUCACUACUGAUGCUAACCCUUACUAUGAUGGUUUCGUGCGAUGGCAAAUGAACAAGCUUCGUCAAAUGGAAAAAGUCAAGUUUGGUGAACGUUAUACUAUCUAUUCUAUUGUGGAUCAACAACCUUGUAUGGAUCACGAUCGACAAUCUGGUGAAGCAUUGAAUCCUCAAGAAUAUACUGGUAUCAAGAUGAAGGUAUUGGAUUGGUCCAAGGCUGCCAAGGAAGCCUUUGCUCCUUUCGAAAAUGCUCUUAAGGGCAAAACUGUAUAUUUGGUGGCUGCUACUCUCCGUCCUGAAACAAUGUAUGGUCAAACUAAUUGUUUUGUUGGUACUGAUAUCUCCUAUGGUGUUUAUCAAGUCAAUGAUACUGAAGCUUUCUUGGUGACUGAACGUGCUGCUCGAAAUAUGGCUUUCCAAAAAAUCUUUGAUAAGGAAGGUGCUGUACGCAAAUUGGCUGAUAUUAAGGGUGAAGCUGUGGUUGGUACAAAGAUUCAUGCUCCUUUGAGUGCCUAUCCUGCUGUUUAUGUGCUUCCUAUGGAUAAUGUCUUGCCUACCAAGGGUACUGGUGUUGUGACCUCUGUUCCUUCAGAUUCUCCUGAUGAUUUUGCUACUCUACAAGAUUUGAAAAAGAAAAGUGCUUUCUACAAGGUGGAACCUGAAUGGGUGGAUUUCGAACCUGUACCUGUCAUCGAAACUCCUACUUAUGGUCAACUUACUGCUCCCAAAUUGUGUGAACUAAAGAAGAUCAAUUCUCAAAAGGACCGUGCUCAACUCGCUGAAGCCAAGGAACUAGCUUAUAAGGAAGGUUUUUAUCUUGGUACUGUGAUCACUGGUGAAUUCAAGGGUAUGAAGGUGCAAGAUGCCAAGGGCAAGAUCCGUGAAAAGUUGAUUGAAUCUAAGGAAGGUUUCAUUUACUACGAACCUGAAGGACUGGUCAUUUCCCGAUCUGGAGAUGAAUGUGUUGUUGCCUUGAUGGAUCAAUGGUACCUCGAUUAUGGAGAAACUGAAUGGAGAACUCAAACUGAAAAGUGUUUGGCUGGUAUGGAAACUUUCACCCCUGAAACUCGCCAUCAAUUUGAACAAACGCUUGGUUGGUUGAAUAAGUGGGCUUGCGCUCGUAGCUUUGGUCUUGGUACCAAGUUGCCUUGGGACAAACAAUUCUUGGUUGAAUCUCUUUCUGAUUCUACCAUUUACAUGGCUUAUUACACUGUCUCUCAUCUCUUGCAUCAAGGUUCUCUCAAUGGUACUCAAGUUGGCCCUGCUGGUAUCACUGCUGAACAAAUGACGGAUCGUGUUUGGGAUUAUAUCUUCAAGCUUGACACUUAUCCUGCUGACGAAGCUAAUGUACCCCUUCAAGCUACUUUGGACAAGUUACGUCGUGAAUAUGAAUACUUUUAUCCUUUGGAUGUGCGCUGUUCUGGCAAAGAUUUGAUUCCCAACCAUUUGACCUUCUUUUUGUACAAUCACACUGCCAUCUUCCCCCCUGAAAUGUGGCCUCGCGCUGUUCGAUCCAAUGGCCAUUUGAUGUUGGAUUCCAAGAAGAUGAGCAAGUCCACUGGUAACUUUAUGACGAUGAAUGAUGCUGUUAUCAAAUAUGGUGCUGAUGCUACUCGCUUUGCUCUUGCUGAUGCUGGUGAUUCUGGUGAAGAUGCCAACUUUGAAGAUGCCACUGCCAACGCUGCUAUUUUACGUCUGUACACACUUUUGGAAUGGUGUGAAGAACAAACCAAGUCUAUCGAUACUCUCCGCACUGGUGAAUUUAACUUCUUUGAUCGUAUCUUUGAAAAUGAAAUGAAUAACAACGUUCUUUUAACUGAUCAUUCUUACAAGCUUACUCAUUAUCGUGAUGCUAUGAAAUAUGGUGUCUUUGAAUUCCAAACUGCUCGUGAUAAUUAUCAACAAGCUUGCUCUACUAUUGGUAUGCACAAGGAUCUUGUCUUGCGUUAUAUCACUGAUCAAACUCUUCUUAUUGCUCCUGUCUGUCCUCACUGGGCUGAAUAUGUCUGGCGUGAUGUUCUUAAGAAGGAUGGUAUGGUUGUUGAUGCUGCAUUCCCCAAACCAUCUGCUCCCGUUGAUGAAGUUCUUUCUCUUGCCACUACUUAUAUCCGUCGUACUAUCAAAUCCAUUCGUGAUGCUGAAGCUAAUACUCAAAAGAAAAAGAAGAAGAGCAAGGCCGAUGAUGUUACUUAUAACCCAAGUCAACCCAAAUCUCUCAAGAUCUUUGUUGCUACCAAAUUCCCCGAAUGGCAAGAAGAUUGUAUUGCUGCACUCAAGGCUAACUAUGACCAAGCCACUGGUAAAUUCGAUGAUGUCAAGGUUCGUGAAAUUCUUGGUGUUAAGGGUAUCCUUAAAAAUAAGAAGACCAUGCCAUUUGUACAGGAACAAAAGAAAAUGGUUGAAAAGAGGGGUGUGGAAGGAUUUGAUCGUGCAUUGCUUUUCAGUGAAGUUGAUAUUCUUGGACAUGCUAAGGAUGAAAUCAAGCGCAACCUUGGAUUCAAUACUGUGACGAUUUUGAAGAGUGAAGAUUGGACUGAAGAAGAAGCCAAACAAGCUGAAGCCGCUGUUCCCGGUCAACCUGCCUUUGCUUUUAAGAAUGAAUAGAUAGUUAGAUAGUUAGAUAGAUAGGUGAUAGUUCUCCUUUUUUUUCAUUAUCAUCAUCUUCUUUUUAUAUAUUUUGUUUUUGUUCCUAUCUUAUAUAUAUAUGUUUGUGUUUAUACUUCCUUUAUUAUACAUUAUAUCAAUAAAGUACUUUUUUUUUUCUCUUU